GCGGCACCUAGAGCAUGUCCUCGCCGGGGGACCCGUGUCCCGCGGCUGGGGAGCAGCCAGGAGCUGGGCUGCCCGUGCAGGCGGCGGGAGGCGCGCUGCUGCUUUGCGGGCUGGCGGUCCUGCUGGGCUGGGUCUGGCUGCGCUGGCAGCGCGCAUGCGGCAUCCCCCCGGGGCCGGCGCCCCGGCCGCUCGUGGGUAACCUGGGGCACUUGCUGGUGCCGCGCUUCCUGCGGCUGCAGUUCUGGCUGGGCUCGGGCAGCCAGGCGGCCACGGUGGGCCGGCACGUGCACCUGGCCAGGCUGGCCGCUGUCUACGGCAACGUCUUCAGCUUCUUCAUCGGCCACCGGCUGGUAGUGGUCCUCAGCGACUUCCACAGCGUCCGCGAGGCGCUGGUGCAGCAAGCCGAAGUGUUCAGUGACCGCCCAAGGAUGCCGCUCAUCUCUAUCUUGACCAAGGAGAAGGGAAUUGUGUUUGCACACUAUGGCCCAAUAUGGAAACAGCAGAGGAAGUUCUCCCAUUCGACACUUCGUCAUUUCGGUUUGGGAAAGCUCAGCCUGGAGCCCAAAAUUAUUGAGGAGUUCAAGUAUGUGAAAGAGGAAAUGCAGAAGCAUGGGGACGCCCCCUUCAGCCCCUUCCCGGUCAUCAGCAAUGCUGUCUCCAACAUCAUCUGCUCCCUGUGCUUCGGCCAACGCUUCGAUUACACCAACAGGGAAUUUAAGAAGGUGCUGGAUUUCAUGGCUCGGGGCUUAGAAAUCUGCCUACACGGCCAUCUCUUCCUGAUCAACGUAUGCCCCUGGUUUUACUACCUUCCCUUUGGGCCAUUUAAGGAACUACGGCAGAUUGAAAGGGACAUAACCCGCUUCCUUAAAAACAUCGUUAAAGAGCAUCAGGAGUCUCUGGAUGCCAGCAACCCCCAGGACUUCAUCGACAUGUACCUUCUGCACGCGGAGGAAGAGAGGAAAGCCAGCAACAGCAGCACCAGCUUCGAUGAGGAUUACCUCUUCUACAUCAUUGGGGACCUCUUCGUCGCUGGCACUGACACCACAACCAACUCCUUGCUUUGGUGCCUGCUGUACAUGUCCGUGAACCCCGAUGUGCAAAAGAAGGUUCAUGAAGAAAUUGAAAGGGUCAUUGGUCGUGACCGAGUACCUUCCCUCACAGACAAGGCCCACAUGCCAUACACAGAAGCCACCAUCAUGGAGGUGCAGAGGCUAUCCAUGGUGGUACCACUCGCCAUUCCUCAUAUGACCUCGGAGAAAACAGUCCUCCAAGGAUACACUAUUCCUAAAGGCACGAUUGUUCUACCCAACCUGUGGGCAAUACACAGAGACCCAGCCAUCUGGGAGAAGCCAGAUGACUUCUGUCCUAACCGAUUCCUGGAUGAGCAGGGGCGGCUUUUGAAAAGAGAAACAUUUAUUCCUUUCGGGAUCGGGAAGCGGGUGUGUAUGGGAGAGCAGCUGGCAAAGAUGGAGCUAUUCCUGAUGUUCGUGAGCUUGAUGCAGAGCUUCACCUUUGCUCUACCUGAGGGAUCCGAGAAGCCCAUCAUGACUGGAAGAUUUGGUCUAACAUUAGCCCCACACCCAUUUAAUGUAACCGUCUCAAAGAGAUGAAGACACCACUGAGAAGAGAGGAGGGGACAGCGGCCAAAUCCGUGUCCUACCUAGACAGUCUUCCUGCUGCUCUGGAGCAUGGUCCCAGCAACUCAACACAGGAGAGGCUCCAGAGGAGAGACCAAGAGGGAGAGGGUGUCACACCACCGAGGCCUCUUCAGCAGGACUCUGCAGAGCUGGGGAUGCCCACAGGAAAGUAUGGAUGCUAGAUUUAGUUGUGUAGAUUCCAUCGGGAGGCAGACCUUCUCAUCUGUCAGCCUCUGUCAUCACAUCCUAAAGUGAGGGUAGCGAGAUUUCUCUCUCCUCACUUCUGAGGAGGACUGAACGUUUCCUGGCAUCUCUGCUGUUAGCAAAUGCUGGGCAAUUCAGGAGUAGGUCUGCCUUGAGAUCUUUCAAGGUCCUAGACAACAAGGAAGUGUGUUCAACAUGGACACUUCGUUAGAAAGGGAUGCAGACCUGAGUUAUACUGAGGCAGAGGUUUUUUCAUUUUAUUUUAUUUUUUAGUAUAGAUUCAGUGUCAGUUUCUUUGGGCAUGUCUUGUAAGUAUCUUUUUUUUUUUUUGUUUAGGGCUGUCUUCUUUACUUUUUAUAGAGCUAAGAUGAAUUGUCCCCUUGCCCAGUGUGUUGAGGAAAAGAAAAACAGCCUCUUGAGGUUAUUGUCCACAUGAGCACUGAGCCUGGCGCACAGCCCAGCUCCGCCCCGCUUAACCGAGUCCAGAGGCCCCGCUCUGCCUGGAAUUGGCCCUGGAUCCCGGGCUGGGGAAUUUGAUAAUGGAAUCGUAGAGCUGGUCAAGAAGAGAUUUCUCAUUCAGAUGACUCUGGGCCCUCCUCUCGUGUUGCAUCACCAGCCACAGUUUGACUGACUUGAACACUCUCCAAAACAAGAAGCCAUUUCUUGACAGGAGGACCCUCUAAUGGCUCCUUCAGGGGCCUCGUGGCAGUCUGGGAAUGUACUUGCCGUAAUGGUUGACUACUGUUGGCCUUCUGCUGCCAGGGCUGAGGAUGAUGGGUAGCAAAGCCAUCUCUCAUAGUCAACAGUGUACAUCUCAGUGUGCUUGUGUCUGGCUCCUUGCUCCCAUCCCCCAUGGUACUGGGAAGGGACCAUGGUGACGCUGAGCCUUUCUUAGGGAGGCUCUGUACUGAAUGCUUUGCUUGACUGUAUACGGCAUCCUCACACUAAGGGAGCUGAGGCUUUGCAAUGCCAAGGCCCAUAAUUAAAAAGUGCCAUCACGGGGUCUCCAAGCUACUCUACUUUGUGACUGGAAAGCACUUUCUGAGCCUCUCUAAGUAUUGCGCCCACAUGGUCCUGAAGCCUCGGUUGCCUGUGUUCCUCUUCAUCCCAGUUGACUCCUCGGGUCAGGCUUCACACCGCUGCCUCCUCACCAUGCCUUAUUCUUGGUAGAUGCCCAGGCAACUUGGGAGUGAGUUAGGGAAGGUGAUUAAGGGGAAAAGCCUACAUGUUUAUUACCGUCAGUUCAGGAUAGUUUUAAAAUACAGUAUGAUUUUCCCUACCUGUUUAAGCCAGUGUUUAAAAAUGUGCUAGACUAUUGUUUGUCAUGUGAAGUAACCAUGUUAGGGAAAUUUAGAGUGGUGCCUUAACUGCCAAAAACAUAGCACACAAAGACCUAAUAUGAGAAAAAUAAAGAUCUAAUAUGAGGAAAAAGGAAAAUGCGAACUAUUGUAUAACCAAGUAUUGAUGAAUUUUUUGAUCCUACAUUCUUCAUAUUUAUCCACCAUGCUGCUUUCCUUUUCAUAAAUUAUAAGCACUUUCAAAGCAGACGAGUGAAAUACAGGCUAAUCUUUAGGUAUCCUGAAGAUUGUUUCUGAGGCCUGCAUACUGAAUGUGUGGAGACUGAGGCAGUACUCCUUGUUCAGGUGGUGCCUGAAUGCAUCAUCCUGCUCCGUAAGCAGCAUAGUUUAACUGGACCUGAAGUUCCCGGGAUUUUUUUAAGCCUCGGCAUUUGCAAGCUCCUUACUCCUUGACUCCCACCUCGGUUUCUGGAACCCCUAACCAAAGACUUCACAUCGUACUUGAAAAGGACUUCUGCCGGACAUGAGAUGACGUCAGAAUCCCAAGUUUAUCCAACAGUAUAAUACCGUGCCUCAAGCUACUGCACUUUGAAGACCCUUUAACAUGCCCCGAUACAAAGGGCCUGUGCUUUUCCUGAACCUCCUGCUAUUUUACCAUGUUGCACUUCAUCUGAAACGUGAACAAUUUUCUAAGUCUAACGAGGUCUAGACCUCAACUUUGAUGGAGCUUUUGGUACUCUUAUUAAACCUUUUAUUUAAAGAA
Psammomys obesus (fat sand rat) is the source of this 3902-nucleotide messenger RNA. RefSeq names its product cytochrome P450 2U1. The transcript is spliced from 5 exons. Gene Ontology annotation, cellular component: intracellular membrane-bounded organelle; cytoplasm. Bases 15 to 1610 code for a protein of 531 amino acids. Gene Ontology annotation, biological process: xenobiotic metabolic process. The record is from RefSeq and is a predicted model, not a curated record. Gene Ontology annotation, molecular function: heme binding; iron ion binding; oxidoreductase activity, acting on paired donors, with incorporation or reduction of molecular oxygen, reduced flavin or flavoprotein as one donor, and incorporation of one atom of oxygen. Lineage: Eukaryota; Metazoa; Chordata; Mammalia; Rodentia; Muridae.